ACAUGAUCAUCUCUGUAGGUAAUUGUGCAGAUUUGUCCUUGGAACAGCCUUUAGUUCUGUUCCGUCUUUGUUUUUCUUCACUACUGAGUCCAUUUUGGGCCCUUUGUCUUCAAACCACACCACUUCUCUUCAGCUGCUCCAGGUUUUGGCUGCGUCCUUUCAGUUCUUCUGGGUUUCUACCUUUUUGGGUCAUGAGUCCUUCAUUUGCCAAGUUCCGCUGCUCCUAGUUUUUAUUUUAUUUUUUGGAACUCUACUUUCAGUUUCUCUCAAGUCUUAACAGUUGUUUUUUUGUCUCCAAAUGAAUCAUUUGAUUCAUGAACGAGCAUGUCUUGAACGCACCGCGGGGCGUUCGCAGGAGGUUGACGUAAACUUUCACUUCCUCUCCUGCUCUCCGUCCUGGGCAUAGACGGUGUGGUCCCGGGACUUUUCUCGUGACUCUCCGUGGGUUGACUUUCGCUUUCCUUGGCGCGGCUGCUGGGUGGUGGGAACGUGAAUGCAGGUGGACGGGGCGGUGCUUUCACUUCAGGUGUUUGUUCCGUCCAGCUGCGUGUUUGCCCUGGAAGAAGAACAGCAGCCGCGGAGAUGUCGCGGCGCGGAAUCGGGAGACGAGGAGGGCAGCCGUGAAGACCGGAAGAAGGAUUUUUACCGUCAAGAGGCUGCUACUCUUCCGCUGCUUUGAGGAGAAGGUGAUUGCUGCACUGCGACUGGGGCUCAGAUGGAAGAAGCCAGCGGGCCGUGCCUACCCCUGCUGACCUACCACAGAGAGCUGCUGGUGUCCACGCUCACCAGCAUCCAGUGCCUACUGGACAACCUGCUGCUGAAUGGCUUUUUCUGCCAGGAGGAUGUGGAGAUUGUUCAGCGAAUCCCCACCAAACCAGAUAAGGUGCGUAAAGUCUUGGAGCUGGUGCAGUGUAAGGGGGAAGAGGCCUGCGAGUUUUUCAUCUACAUCAUUUCCAAAGUGUGUGAUGCGUACAGAGACCUGCAGCCAUGGCUGGAGGAAAUCAACUUCCACCCGAGAGGCAGUGUCAUUGGGAUGGAAGUGGUCAACAGCGACCCCAUCAGCAGGUACAGCCAGAAGCUGCGGUACGAGAUCAGCCGGGACACCAGCUUCAUCAUGUCGUACGGGCAGCAGGAGGAGACCCAGCUGGAAGACCUCUACACCGACACUGUGAUGGAGUUACUAAACGACACCAAUGAGAACCUGGGCUUCUUGGACAAUUUGGACCAGCUCCUCGGAGAUGAUGCAGUCUUCAAUCCCCAGGGUGAAGUCAUUUAUGUGAUGGGAGAUGCUGGAGUGGGAAAGUCCAUCCUCCUGCAAAAGCUGGCAAACCUCUGGUCCAAGAAGGAGCUGAAGACGGAUGCCCUCUUCUUCUUCAAGUUUCGCUGCAGGAUGUUCAACAUCUUCAAGGAUGCAGAGCAGAUUUCCCUCAGGAACCUGUUGUUCAAAUAUAACUGUUACCCGGACCAUGACCCGGACAAUGAAGUCUUCGAUUACAUCCUGCGCUUUCCUGAGAAGGUUGUUUUCACCUUUGAUGGCUAUGAUGAAAUUCAGGAGGAUGUGGACAUUGUGAAAUUUCCUGAAGUGGUGUCUCCAGAAGACAAGGCCAAUGCCCUCCAGCUGCUCAUGAGCCUCCUAAGUGGGAAGCUGCUGAAAGGCUCCAAAAAGGUGAUGACAGCACGAACAGGGAUCGAGAUCCAAAGUCGGGUGUUGCGGAAGAAGGUAGCUCUCCGAGGAUUCUCUCCAGACCACCUGAAGGCUUACAUCGAUCUUCACUUUAAGGAGCAGGAGCAUCGGGAACUUGUGUCAGUUCAGCUGGAUGCCAGCCCCCACCUCUGCGGCCUGUGCUCCACCCCCCUCUUCUGCUGGAUCGUCUUCAAGAGCUUCAGGCACCUGCAGACCAUGCAUGACGACUUUCACCUGCCUGACACCUGCAUCACCCUGACAAACAUCUUCCUGCUGCUGUGUGAGGUCUUCCUUAGCCGCUUGGCCUCACCGGCGGCCUCCUCCCUGAGAAAAGGCACUCGCUGCACCUCAGAAACCUUCAGGGCCGGACUCAGGCCCCUCACGGCGUUUUCCAGGCUGGCUCUUCAGGGCUUGGAGCGCAGAAGUUUAAUCUGCAGUCAGGAGGAGAUCAGUGAGUGUGGUCUGACAGAGGAGGACUUGGCUUUGGGGUUCCUGAAACCGGUCAGUGACUACGACCCCGGCAGAGGCCCUGGGAGCUUUGAAUUCAUUCACACCACCCUGCAGUCGUUUCUGGCUGCGUUUGCUCUAGUGCUGGAGGAACAGGCUCCUACAGGCACCAUCCUCAAGUUCUUCAGCGAGUGCAGCUGGAGACAGGAGCCAUCUUGUCUGCCCUUCACCUUCUGCAUCGGCCGCCCUGUGAAUUUGAGCCUCAGCAAACCAUUUUCCACCAAUGAGCACUUUCUGUUCACCAACCUGUUCCUGUGCGGGCUCCUGGCAAAGUCUCAACUCGGCUUGAUGGGACAUCUGGUAUGCUCGAAUUUACUGAGGAAAAAACGGGCUACGCUGAAGUCUUACCUGUCCACAGUGGUCCGGAGCCACAUGAAGGGCUUACCCACUUACAAAGGGGAUGACGGCACUAAGGUUCACGUUCUGCCCAACUUCCUCUGGAUGGUGCGGUGCAUCUUUGAGACGGGGAGCAAACAGAUUGCUCAGAUGACAGCCAAGGGCAUCACGCCGUACUUCAUCAAGCUGGGCUACUGUAACGUGUACUCUGGCGACUGCACCGCCCUAAACUUUGUCCUGCAGCACCAUCGGACGCUCCUGCGGCUUGACAUGGACAACAACAACAUCAGUGACUAUGGAGUGAAGCAGCUCAGGCCGUCCUUCAGCAGGAUGACUGUGGUGAGGUUGUCUGUUAACAGCCUGUCAGACAGCAGCAUAGAGAUUUUGGCUGAAGAACUGUGCAAGCACAAAAUUGUGCAGAUUUUGGGGCUUUACAACAAUAACAUCACAGAUGUGGGAGCCAAGCUGGUCGCCCACAUAAUCGAGGAAUGCCCCAAGCUGGCGGUGCUCAAGCUUGGUAAAAACAAGAUCACAGGCGUAGGUGGAAGAUAUCUGGCCCUUGCAAUUCAGAAGAGCACCUCCAUAUUUGAUGUGGGGAUGUGGGGGAACAGCAUCGGGGAUGAGGGCGCAGAGGCUUUCGCUAAAGCCUUAAGGAACCACCCGACACUCACCAACCUCAGUCUGGCAGCCAAUGGCAUCACAUCCAGAGGAGGGAGGAUCCUGGCUGAGGGGCUGAGGGAGAACAGCGUCCUCAGAAUAUUCUGGUUGGUGGAGAACAAGCUGGGGGAUGACGCCGCUCCAACCUUGGCUGAGCUGGUUCGAGCAAACACGGGUCUGAGCCACCUCUGGUUGAUCAACAACAUGCUGACGGUGGUGGGGAUCCGGCGGCUCGCCGAGGCUCUGGCUGUUAACACCAAGUUUAAGGAGAUUUGCGUAAAGGGAAACCAGAUCUCUAAGGAGGAGGAGAAAGAGUUUCUUCUAGAGCGGCGGCUGCGUUUUCACUGACUGCACUGGGACGUCUGCAGCUCUGGUUUCACCCAAACAGAAGUGGUCUGCUUCUGAUGUUAGUGAUGUGACAACAUGGAAGGGGUUGGACUGUAGCAGCUCAGCGCCCACAGACACGCUCUGCUCAAGUGUCAGUCCUGAGCAUUAGCUGGAAAAGAAAAAGAAGAAGCAAACUUUGCUGCUUCUCCUCAGCGAACUGUUGCAUGCAUUUGUGUGUUUUCACUGAACUGUAUUAUAUUUAUUGUAAAAGCCUAAAAAAAGCACACAAACACCUCAAUGUCAAUGUUUUUUUUGUUUCUUUUUUCUUUUUUACUGAACACAAAAAGGCUGAAUGUACUAAUGAAUUUGUCAACCAUAAUUACAUUUUCAUCAGAAGCCAUGCAGACGCUGAAGGCCUGAGUUACAUGCUUGGUAAGGGUGUUGACCCGUGUGGGCGCUGCAGGUUUUUGGGUUUUCCAAUUCUGCGGAGGGUCAUAGAAAGGAGUGGCUUCAUCCAAUUGGGAGUGCAGGCGUAUCUUACAGUUCCCCUGAGAGCUGCUGAAAAUGGAAUGUACCAUUGUUGUGCAUGUGGUAAAUGUAAUGUAAAGUAUUUGUAAUGAUUAUGAACGUUACACACACUUGUGACGUACGGAUGAUGAUGUCAUGGUGUCCUUACGCCACACUAGUCAUUAGGAAGGUGUGAGUAUUUACUCCUUCAUGACUGAAAGCUGCACACGGGGUGUGCUCAGGAUACACAAGUGCCCUUAGGACGUCCACACAAACUACGGUACACUCCGAUUGUGUAGUUUCCAAUAAUCAGGCCGAACACAAGGAUCACGAUCCCCACACACGUAUCAUGAGAACAGCACUUACAAGCCCUUUGCACAGUCUGCAGGAUUCUGGGGAGGGGGCGUCUGCAGUCUUGCUAUUUUGUGCGGGCCGGGCCAUCUGUGUCCCCUAUACAGGUGUACACACUGGAGGCAGGGAAGGUCUUGUCUAAGGGUUCAGCGACAGUUGACUGGUGGGAGCGGGGAUUGAACCACUGAGCCUUGUAUCAUCAUAACCUGUUCAAUCACCUGAGCCAUGUGUUUUUUUUAUUUUUGAUAUUAUUUUAUCAUUAAAUUUCAAAACACAAAAGA
Molecule: messenger RNA, 4650 nt
Organism: Oryzias latipes (Japanese medaka)
Lineage: Eukaryota; Metazoa; Chordata; Actinopteri; Beloniformes; Adrianichthyidae
Gene: nod1
Product: nucleotide-binding oligomerization domain containing 1
Biological process (GO): positive regulation of MHC class II biosynthetic process; positive regulation of transcription by RNA polymerase II; positive regulation of MHC class I biosynthetic process
Molecular function (GO): protein binding
Source: RefSeq, a predicted model, not a curated record